AUGAGCGAUGGGGAGAAGGUGGAGCGGAUAGGGGAUGCUGCGCGCAUGUGGGGGAAGCAGGCCGCGCAGAAGGGCGCCAAGGCGCUGGCGCAGGCCGCCAUGGGCGCGGGGGAGAGGGACGUGCAGCAGUUGGCAGUGAAAGCAGCCAAGGCGCUCGACAAGGUAGCAGAGAGCAUCAAAGCCCCGGCCAGACAAAAGCUGCCGCCCCUCCCCCUCUCCUCCGCCAAGUACCUCUACCUCGCUGCAGCCCUCAUGCUCUCGCCCGUGCUCCUCACUCCCGUGCCCACUGCCCCUAUGGUGGCGCCCGGUCUUCUCCUCCUCUCUAUCGCCGUCUUUCAGUCCGCCAAAACUCUCCCUGCCAACGUGCGCUCGCUGCUAGUCCCUACAGUAGCAGCAGGCGGGGUAAUGACGUCGCUCAUGGCCAUGUAUGGUUCAUAUGCUCUCAACAACUGGCAAGCAGGCAUCCGGCUCUACUCCCAAGGGGCAGGUGCAUUUCUCGUGGCUCUGAUCGGGCCUGCAGUGGGGGCGUUGGGCUUUAAGGUAUUCACGGAAAAGUCGCUGCUCAAGAGAUACGCCCUUGACAUUGCUGCCACGUGUGCCAUCAUGGUGCCAGUCCAGUUCAUGGUGACAGCGCUGCUAGGGAGGUUGCUUAUGGCGCCCCCCAUCGUCAUCAACUCGCUUAUCCCCUCACACACCACCCUGGGUCUAGCCAUCGAAAUGGUACCUCUCCUCUCUGCCAGCACAGGCCUGGUGGUGGCGGGUGUGACUAUAGCGGGCACCACCGGUAUUAGCACGGCCAGAACCCUCCUGGACCAGUGGAAGGUGCGGGACGCCAUUCACAGGGGCCUGGCGGUGGGCAUUGCCUCUCACUCCCUCGGCACCUCUGCUCUGGUUGCUGAGGAGCCACGCUCUGCUGCAGUGUCAGGCCUGGCCUUUGCUCUAAAGGGCACACUCAGCAUCAUCCUCAUUUCCAUCCCUGCCUUCCGGAUUGCCCUGCUCCAAUUGGCCGGCACUGCCUGA
This is a messenger RNA of Closterium sp. Yama58-4, 1020 nucleotides long. The record is from the annotation of a GenBank genome assembly. NCBI's taxonomy places the organism in Eukaryota, Viridiplantae, Streptophyta, Zygnematophyceae, Desmidiales, Closteriaceae.